Molecule: messenger RNA, 1838 nt
Organism: Neltuma alba
Lineage: Eukaryota; Viridiplantae; Streptophyta; Magnoliopsida; Fabales; Fabaceae
Exons: 3
Coding region: 974-1630 (218 amino acids)
Source: RefSeq, a predicted model, not a curated record
UUAUAGAUUAUUAACAUGUUGAGGUGUUUACGUGCUUUCUCUUGCCUGUUUCUUCCUGCGAAACUUCAAUUAUGGUCUGCUACAAUGGCCAUUCAUGCCUACUAUAGCCCAUGUAGCUCUGACGCCAAUAAAUUUUUUUGCCCUCUCGAUGCUUCCUAUUGAAGUGGCUGAAAUUUGCUUUUAGCUUGCUUCGACCAAAAACUAGAACGAUGAUGAGGCGCCGACAGACUCAGGCUCAUUUUUGUUACUUCUUCGGAAAAUACGUGUGUAUAUGUACACAAAUUGAUGAUAGUAUAAUUAAGAGGAGGAACCAUCUCAUCUCACCAUAAUAAUGAUAUGAAAAUACAAAGAAGAGUAUGGUUGCCCGCCAAAAGGACUCACAAAGGCGGAAGCAAAGGGAGCCGUAUUAGAGAGGGAAUCACGCUCAUGUUAAGAGGUGAUGGCAGUUCGAAAGACCAAAGAAGGACCACUGAGGAUGAUCAUGUGCAUCAUGUGGCAUCAGGUAACCCAUCAUGGGAAAUGGGUAAUUUGCUUGUUUUAUAUGCAAAGAAGCUCUUAAUGACAAAAUAUGUCAAAGUGGUGUUGUACAUCGGGAAUCUGAAAAUCUGAAAUAGAGAAAUAGACGAAAGAGAUCGUACAAAGAUCCUCUGUUUCAUCAUCAAAACACCCUGCACCACUUUCCAUUCAUCACUCCAUCUCUCUACAAUAAAGCUACGACUAGCCAGCGAUUCCCGUGACGCUCCAACCUGCCCUCAGAUGAAUCAUAACCCCUCCUUACCCUAACCUUGCAUCAUCCCUUCAUUCCAAUCCCAAGUCCUUCCCCAUCUCUCUCUCCCCCUCCCUCCCUCUCUCCAGGGAAUAACUUGUUAUGACCUCUGCCACACUCUAGCACCCUACUCACCACUCGUUAUUUCUCUUCAGCUCGUGAUAAAUCAGGCGCAAGGAUUAAGGAGUACGUGUAUAAAAGAGAGGGAUGCAAAGCUCAGGUUCAUUUUUGAGACAGUUAAGUGCGAAGGAGGCCUGGAGAUCAACUUCAAGCAGGUGGAGUGCGAGCAACAACUAUAGCUGUGGUGGGUGUGAGGGAAGCGUGAGUCAAAUGGAAGGAUUUAGUAGUAUGUAUGGGAAUGAAGACAGUGGCAUGACGGUUAGGAAGAGAGUGAUGGUGGUGGUCGAUCCCACUGCACAUUCCAAGCAUGCUAUGAUGUGGGCACUCACCCAUGUAGCCAAUAAGGGUGAUUUGCUCACCCUUCUUCACAUUGUCCCUCCAAACAGGGGAUCUGAUUCUUCUUCUUGUUCAACUUAUCUUGUCAACUAUCUAGGCUCCCUUUGCAAAGAUUGCAAGCCCGAGGUGGAAGUGGAAGCACUUGUAAUUCAAGGGCCAAGGCUGGCCACAGUUUUGAGCCAAGUCAAGAAGCUUGAGGUAUCUGUCUUGGUAUUGGGCCAAAAGAAGCCACCUUCCCUGCUCUUCAACUGCUUAUGUGGAACCAGCAGCAGCAGCACAGAGGAAUUUGUAGAGCAGUGCAUCAACAACGCUGAUUGCCUGGCGAUAGGAGUGAGGAAGCGAAGCCAAGGAACCAAUGGCUACUUUAUCAGCACUAGAUGGCAGAAGAACUUCUGGCUACUGGCUUAAGCUUUACUCACUUGUUAAUUUAGGAUUGUCUCACAAAAGUAAUAAGCGCGAAGAUUAACCUACCAUGUUAAUGUUGCAUCUUUUCGGUUUCGCCCUGUAUCUACUAACCACAUCCCUGUACUAAUGAUAUGUGAUUUGAGGGUACUAUAAUUUAACAUAUCCAUGUCAGUUUAUCUGAGUGUUGAAUGACUAUGGAUUGUUCUGGAUC